Messenger RNA from Pyrus x bretschneideri (Chinese white pear), 1769 nucleotides. Its product is annotated as glucan endo-1,3-beta-glucosidase 7. Lineage: Eukaryota; Viridiplantae; Streptophyta; Magnoliopsida; Rosales; Rosaceae. The record is from RefSeq and is a predicted model, not a curated record. Gene Ontology annotation, molecular function: hydrolase activity, hydrolyzing O-glycosyl compounds. Gene Ontology annotation, biological process: carbohydrate metabolic process. The coding region runs from base 103 to 1554 and encodes 483 amino acids. The transcript is spliced from 5 exons. Gene Ontology annotation, cellular component: plasma membrane.
UUACGAUUUUGCCCCAAGUCUUGCACUUUCCUACCUUCUAUUAAUGUUCUCCCUCCACUCUUUCACCUUCAGAAAAUUUAACAGAGCACUCGGUCUUCAGCCAUGGCGAUUACAUUCCUUCAUGCAGUAUCACUCUUCGUUUUAUCUGUUAACCUCGCAAAUUGCCAAUCAUUUAUCGGCGUAAACUACGGCCAAGUCGCCGACAACCUCCCGCCACCGUCAUCCACCGCGAAGCUGCUCCAGUCCACCUCAAUACAAAAGGUUCGGCUUUACGGUUCCGACCCGGCCAUAAUCAAAGCCCUGGCGAACACCGGCGUCGGAAUCGUCAUCGGAGCGGCGAACGGUGACAUCCCGGGUCUCGCAUCCGACCCGAGUUUCGCCAAGAGCUGGGUCGGCGCCAACGUGUCCCCUUUCUACCCGGCGAGCAACAUUAUCCUCAUAACCGUCGGCAACGAGGUGUUGACAUCCGGCGAGCAGGGCCUAAUUUCUCAGCUGGUCCCGGCGAUUCAGAAUGUCCAAAACGCCCUCAAUUCCGCGUCUCUUGGAGGGAAAAUCAAGGUCUCCACCGUACAUUCCAUGGCGGUGCUCAAGCAAUCCGAACCGCCGUCCUCUGGAAGCUUCGACCCCGGUUUCGGCGACGUUAUGAAGGGGUUGCUUGGGUUUAACAACGCCACCGGUUCGCCUUUCGCAAUCAACCCGUACCCGUAUUUCGCCUACCGGAGCGACCCGAGACCCGAGACACUUGCUUUUUGCCUAUUCCAACCGAAUGAGGGGCGGCUCGACACCAACACAAAUAUUAAGUAUAUGAACAUGUUCGAUGCUCAGGUGGAUGCAAUAAGAUCGGCAUUGGACUCCAUGGGCUUCAAGGGCGUGGAAAUUGUGGUGGCGGAGACCGGAUGGCCGUACAAAGGAGACGACAAUGAGGUUGGUCCGAGUGUCGAGAACGCAAAAGCUUAUAACGGAAACCUGAUUGCGCACCUUCGAUCGAUGGUUGGGACGCCACUGAUGCCGGGGAAGUCUGUGGACACUUACCUCUUCGCACUCUAUGAUGAGAACUUGAAGCCUGGCCCUGGGUCUGAGAGAGCAUUUGGUCUCUUCAAGCCUGACCUCACCAUGGCUUAUGAUGUUGGCCUCUCCAAGAGCAGCCAGACCCCUACCACGCCCAUCACACCCACCACGCCGUCUAUGCCAACCACGCCGUCUACGCCAUCCGCGUCACCUAUGCCUUCGGCAGUACCCAAAACGCCGGUUAACCCAUCGGGGCCAAAUCCGAAGAAAGAAUCAUAUUGUGUACCCAAGGCCGGCGUAUCGGACUCUCAGUUGCAGGCUAAUAUAGAUUAUGUUUGUGGACGUGGUUUCGAUUGCACUCCAAUUCAACCUGGAGGGUCUUGUUUUGAACCAAACAACGUAAAAUCCCACGCUGCAUAUGCCAUGAAUCUCCUCUAUCAAACCACCGGCGGGGAUCCUCAAAACUGCGAUUUUUCGCAAACCGCCACACUCUCAUCCAACAACCCUAGCUAUGAUAGCUGCAACUACCCAGGUGGGAGUACCUAAAGAUGUAUGGAGGAACCUGGGAAGACUCGGAAUGUGUAUGGAGGGAUUUCAGUUAAUCUGCCUCCCUAAUAUGUGUGUUUGCUUAGGAAUUAGGUUUCCUUGUCAAGAAGUGUUUGUAUAUUUAUCUUGUGAGGGAGUUGGUGUUUGAUGUCAUGGUUUUGGGUACUCAAAUUUGUACUUGAGUCUUCUAAUUAUGCAAUUCAUGUUUUUUCUAA